CUCUCUUGUUUGCGGGGUCUGCUUUGACGCUUGGAGAUCCUCAGCGCGCUGCCCACAGACCCGACUAUCAUUCACAUUCUUUCUCUUCUUCUUCUACCGCUCGCAAUCUUAUUUACGACCUCUUACGACUGUGUGUUUCUUUUAACGACUAACGACGGUUCGCAGACGGUUGACGAUUAACGACCCUUAACGAUACAAUAACGACAUUUUCGACUGGGUAGCAGAGCCUGUUCUACAAGCCCAUCAAAACUCCUUUUCAUACAGAAUCUUCAACGCCUAUUGUUUAUAUACACAUCUUCCACACACACCACCUUCAAACUCCCCCCCGCCUUACUGGGCGCCCUUUUGCCGUCGUCUCACCCACCCACCACUAUCUUCCAUCCAGUCCUUUACACACGCUCUUCGCCGCCUUCUUUGCCACAAACACAGCGUAGAAAAUCUUUCAACGUUUGUGCUCUUUCCUACCAACGACAAGUCUUCUGACAAGACUGACUGUAUAGGUCCUUGUAUCUCUGUAUCUUGUCCUUCUUUUUCCCUCUUGUCAAUGCUACCCUUCUUCUACCGUUCACGACUUUAAUGACAUCUAGACGUUUUUAUUGUCAGAUUCAUCGAUACGACCGUACGAUAUUACGACUCAAGAGAGACGAAAUCACGCGCGUUACUUGUCUUAUAUCACCGUUCCUCGCACAAACACAUAGCGGUUAGUGCCUCACGUUUCAUCGCUUAUCGCGCACCGCCUACUUCAUAUAUAACUAUCCCCCAGCAUGGCAAAUCCUUUCCUUCUAUCCCCCAACAGGCAAUCCCGUCACUCUAAUUCUCUCCAUCCUACCUCCAACCAGCCAACGGGUGUUGGCAAUAACAGUGGCUUCAAAGCCUCUUUGAGAAAGAUCCCAUCUGCCCUGUUCCAUAAAGAUAAGACGCCAGUGAAGGAGAAGCCAGGAAGGAGGAAGCUUCAAGUGCAUUCUGAACAGCCUUACUCUCACAUGGGCAUGUCCCCAUCGCCUCGUGUGUCUCGACAAACCAUUGAAACCGAUAACAAAUCGAAGACCAGGACCAAGGCUAAGCCUCGAAAAGGCCUCGCCGAAUUGUUUAGUUGGGGUAAUCAUUCCCGCACCCAACCAGCUCAGCCAGAUCAACCAAUCAAGACUUUGGUUCCUGUUCCUACACCAAAAGACUCUAUGAUGUUCAAAAAACACAAGCGGCCUCCUUCGACCAAGUCCAACUCCUCUCACUUAAUCUCUCUUCGUCCGCCCGUCGAGUCUGACAUGCCUUCAAGGCCUAGCAUGGGUGAUGAUCCGUUUGUGAGACCUCAGGAGGGUGCUAAGGUGGUUGAUCAAGUUCUGAGGCAUGGAACACCGUCCUUGAGGAGCAUGACGCCGCUGGAUAAGAGAUCAAGUGUUACGUCCAGCAUGGCGUUGUCCUGUAAGACUGCGCUCAAUGACGAGAGAAGCGUCAAAGAUGUUCAUGAUGUGCCUGCUUUUAACCCAACAAUACAUGCUACCCAACAACGUCGUGUAUCGGCAACUUUACAAACAACGUUAAAAGACCUUCAUUCUAGUGCUGCUUCCGUAAUCAAGGUUACUGACAGUGCAUCCAAGACGUUCGCACCAUUGCCCGACGCUCCUGAGGCUCCAGUGAUCGUGGUUGAGCCUCCAAAAAAGACGCUUAGGAAGGAAAAGACAAAAUCCAAAGUUUGGGGUCUCCUUGGCAGAUCGAAGUCUAAGAGAAGCAAAAUGGCUACAGAAGAUGAAGCUUUGCCACCCGUACCUUCUGUCAAAGAUACAUGGAAUGUCACCUCAAUGCCUGGGCCAGCUCAGUAUUCCACUUCACUUGUUAACAAGAUCGACGAAAAGUACCCCGCUGUUACUACACGAUCCAGUUACUCUCCUUUUCAAUCUCCAAUACAUCCUCUUCCUUCUUUACAUAUCUCUCAAUCCUCUGCUCAACACCCAGCUCAAAACCGCCCUAGUGAUGCCUCAACUGUUGGUGUUGCACAAUCACAAUCAGCUGUGGGGACACCCUUUGACUCUCCCUCCAGAUGUCUCUUGACAUCUGGCCGGGGCGGGGUGUGGGAAAGUGUUGUUGGCUCCGUGGUUGAUCGGCCUUCAACUGACGGUCCUCGUGCUGCCAUCGAGGCUUUGAUGGGUCCGACUCGUUUGCCUAAAAGGAAAUCUCUUUCUAAUCUCUUCGGCUUGGGGGCAAGGAAGAGCAUGGAUAAGAUGAAGAGGGAUUCUCCAACUCGUGCACCUCCUUCAGCGUCUUGCAUAUCCGGCCAGCUUGUGCUCAAGUCCCUGACAGAAGAGGUCGAGGAGUCUGCUGAGGAGCCGCGACCCAUUCCAAUCUCUGCCUCUUCGGAUGUGUUUAACAAUCGACUCCCUUCUCUAGCUCAACCACCUAAGCAAGAAAAAGAAGUUAUCAGGAAAGCGGGUCUUCGACAUGUUGCAUCUGCCACUGACAAAUUGCUCAAUUUGGUUCAUGUCUUUGACUUCUCACCCGCAUCAAGCAAUAGCCCUACUUUGCACUUGGUGUCUUCCAGCAAUUCACUCAGACAAGGCUUCAAUGACAGUCCUACUCCUAUUCGCAAGGUCCGAUCUGCUAUGCUAGUUAAUAACAGGUCCAGCGCCAACUCUCUUAGACCACCUUCUGUUAAUGUCAGUCCACUCAAGCUUGCUUUGCAUCGAUCUCAAGCUGCUGCCAACAAGCAGGCCAAAGCUGAGGCUCCUGAGCGUUCGGAAUCUAUGAUCGAUUCGCCGCCUAGACAAAGCAUGGUCCGCAAAGGGAUGCGCAACAUCUUUGCCCCUCCUUCUCCCAUGGUUUCCAAGAACCCCGAUUCUACCAUGCUACACCUUGCCACUACAAGCAUUACCAAUGAGGCUGUUCGUAUGAGUCAGAUUCUGAAACAUACUGUCCUUUGUCAGAACAAUGAGCCCCUCCUCGAGGUCAAUGGAACAUCUGAUGUGCCUUUCGACCUGAAGGCAGUUGUCGUCAACACAGAAGCUGCCGAAUCUGGAUAUUCUCCAAACAAAACCUUGCGCCUCGGUCUCCCAGCUGCCCCUCCUCAAAACCGCAUCUCUCCCAGGCGACCUGGCCCCUCCCCUCCAGCGCUCUCGCUACCUCCUGUCCCUGAUGCUCUUCUACCAGAAAUCGAAAGCGCCCACUGUCUUGCCCCCGACGUCACCGCCGGGUGCGAUGCUCACGAUUCAAUAUUCGUCGAUACGCUGAGCGCGGGUUUCAACGAAUAUCGCAACUCGUUUGACUUUACUAGCGAAUACCAGGCUUUGGAUCAGGGCACCCAGCGGGCUUCUUUUGUAGAAGCUUUGAGAAACGUGGGAAGCGUUCAGAUGUUCAUGGGCGAUGACCUUUCCGCAGUGCCUGCAGCGGCCACAAAAACUACAGCAAUCUCCCUUGUUGACCAGGUUCCAUCCUUUCACAUUCAAAAACCUUCCGAUAGCACAACACAGCACAUUGUUAGCCAUAAUUCGGAUGACUCGGAUGAUGAAGACGAUGAGCUUGGUGAUGAAGAGGCUUUCGAGCAUGUUGCGGAGAUCCACCAUGUCAUGGGUAUUGCCAAGACCAGUCCUGCCCGUCGCGAACCUUUCAAGGGUCAAGUCGCCUUCCAACAACACAUGUCCAUGAAGCAACAGCCUAGCCAUGCUUCUUUCGGAGCUCCCGAGGCUGUGACUCCGAUGGAACUAGCUCCCUUUCCGACUCUUCCACCGCCACUUGUCAACUUCGAGCCUCGUGGCCAUAAGCGAGCAGAGUCCAGCGUUGCUACUAUGUCUAGCAUUGGUUCCGUCAUUGGCACUGGCGCAGAGCGGGAGUACACCAAUUACUUUGACUACGUGGUGCCUUCUGCUCAGUCGCACUCUCGCCAGCCUUCUCUGACCGGGACAAUUGAAGAAGUUGCCAAUGAGCGCUUACCAAGACAUUCUCCGUCUCGCGAAUCUCUCGCUAGCUUUACUUUUGGUGCUCAGCUCUCUAGUCGACCUGUGACUCGGAGAGGUCACCACCGUCGAAACUCAUCCAUCCAGUCUGUGGACUCUGUUGGCGGUUCCGAUUACAAUUCAUUGAUAGGUAAUGGUCCUCCUGUCAGUAUGCACAACAACCGACGGUCGUCAUACGUCAGCAAGCAUCGCCGAAACCUUUCCAGCCAAAGCUCCUUGGGUCGCCCAGACUGGGCUGCUCAUCGCCGCAACACCUCCGCUGCCAGCAGCACCUGUUCAAACACCUCAGUGUCCCAAAUUCUCCGACCCGGCCUUGGCGAUAGGAUGUUCCAGCUUGAUGGUGGGGUGCAACUCACGUCUAUCUCGGGAUCGCCCCCUGACGACGCCGCCAAAGCUUCUACGUCAUGCCAGCGUUCAGCUUCGUGGGACAGUCUAUUCGAUACGACUUGUGGCAAGAUCGCUCAUGAUUCUCUGUUUGAUGCUAGUCGGGCUAGGGUGGUUGAUGACUCGUUAUUCAACGCUCCUUCCGCACCGCGAGAGUCUUUCAUGUCUUCAGCCGAUGAAUCGUCUCGAACUUCGAUCGGUGCCGAUUCCUUCUUCGGACCUGAGCAGCAGUCGGCCAACGAUAAAUUCUUCCUUCGGGGCUUGCGCCCCAUCUCAACCAUCUCCACCGACACCAGCAAUUCAAUCGCUGACGAUACCUUUGCGGACGCAAUGGCCAGAAAUGUUACUAAAAGGGUACGUGAGCUUGAAAGAUGUUUGCAGGGCAGCGGUGAGGAUAUGUCAAAUAUCACCCCACUUGGUAAAAAGAAAACUCAGGCAGCUGGUGCGCGCCAAAUGCUUGGAUCCUCCAUGGCCCGCCCUCCCAAGCCUGGACACCGACGUCCUGCUGAGCUUGUUUUCUCGGAUGUGCCCAUCGAUACUCCGGGACUUACUUCUCCUUCGGCGUCCGAGACCUCCAGUAGGCUGUCACUCGACACGAAUGCUGCUUCGUUCACCCUUGGUGCCCGUGCUCGAGGGCAUCGCCGGCAAACCUCGUCUGCUCAGGUUAACAUUGAUGCGACCAUUCAUGAAAUGCCCUCCUUGGCCACACUCCGUCCAAACAGGUCAUUUACUAGUCCUGCACGAACUUUUGCCAUUGCUUCUCAAAAUGAUCUUACUAUCGUGGGCGUUGAAACUCUCGAGAUGGAAGAAGAAGUUAAUAGGCUCGAUUCGGUCAGGACUUGGGUGCAGUGGGAGAGGGAAGCCAUGGAUGAGUUCAGAAAGGCUAAGAAUGUGUGGGUGGACAGCGAAGAAUCGAGGAUGGCUAUUUCUGACUGGAACAUGCCACGGACCACGGAUGAAAUUGCGGCGUUCCUUACCCAAUCCUCCCAAGCCUAUAAACCACUUGAGCAGCUUCCCGUUGGUCGUAUUGCCCAUCGUCGCAAAUCGUCACUCAAUGACGCUCGAUCCCUUUGUUCUCCUUACGGUCUGCCUCUCCCAAAACCAGUCCCUGUCAACAAGCCCAAAAUGUCCCUUACCACCAAGUAUGAGAAGAAGAGCUCCACUGGAUCCAAGGCGUCAACCACCCCCUCAGCUUUUAGCUUUGCCUUCCCCGACGAUGUACCCGAGGCUCCUGCAUCUGCUCCUAUUCCUGUUAUUUCUCCUUUUGCCACCGUUUUUGCUCCUUUCGCUAGGGAAACACCCUCCUCUCCACCGCCUAAAAUUGCUCCGUUCAAGCCCAUCAGUCCUUUCCAGCUCCCUGUGCUCGACACCUUUGGGGUUCGCAAGCAUCUUGAGGACAAGACCAAGGCAAAGAACGUGAGGAAGGCGGAACAGCAGUCAGAGAGGAAGCGGGUGGACUCUAAAGCCAAGAGACAAGCCCUCGGUUGGGGAAGGAAAAGAGACUCGGACAGGCGUGAGAUGGUUGUGAAUGUGAACAAGCCCGGGAAACCCGAGCCUGGGUCCAAUGUCUCAGCUCUCAAGCCUCCGCAGUUGAAGCCUCUUAUACUUCCUGCUAAAGCGACUGCACGACGCAAGGACAAGGAGAACGUGUACAUGGAUGAAAUUUCGUCAUCAUGUAUCAGUGGGCCUGAAAGAGCUAUCAAUAAACCGAGACCAUUGAAAGACAGAGGGACUAAUAAGUCACCUGCUAAGCGCAAGCCAAUUCCACGAUAUGUGGCUAGUCAACCUUCAGGGCUUCGGGUGUAAAUUAUUCUAUGCUCUGCUUUGCUUUUGGUGGCCACCUGUUGUUCUGUAACUUGAUUUCACUUGGGUAUACCGCUUAACUAAUUUUCUGUAUCCUAUUCUAUUCUUGUUUUAUAUUGUUUUUGGACAGCGGACCGUCGUCAUUCGUAAUUAAAGCCACGACCAUAUGGCGCGUCUAUGUCUAGUCGGGGAGUAACAAUAAUAUAUGUGCAUAGAUUGUUAGUGUGUUUGGAAAUCACGGAUCGAAAUAUUUUGAUAGGUGCUCAAGGUCAUUGCAGAUACGCCAUGUAUAUAAACACAAAUGAUGGUUUGCAUCAUUAAGUCAUUGAUCAUUAGUUUAUGCAGUAUACAAG
Messenger RNA from Cryptococcus deneoformans JEC21, 6484 nucleotides. RefSeq lists its product as hypothetical. The transcript has 7 exons. The record is from RefSeq and is a predicted model, not a curated record. The coding region runs from base 765 to 6134 and encodes 1789 amino acids. Lineage: Eukaryota; Fungi; Basidiomycota; Tremellomycetes; Tremellales; Cryptococcaceae.